CUCUUUUCUCCCCUUCAUCUCCCCCACCUAACACCCCUCCCCGCUGCAGCCCCAGUCCCCGGGCGGGGUUGCUAAGGAAACGGCCGCUUGGCAACGCGCGCGAGCCCGGGGGCCGCCGGCCGCUGCUGCGCCCCGCGCUGCUUGGGCUGUUGCUGCUGCUGCUGCUGCUGCUGCUGCUGCUGCUGCUGCUGCUGCUGCGAUUACAGCCGCCGCCGCUCGCCCUGCCUCCUCUGCCGCCGCGCCUCCUCCCUCACAAGCCGGCGCGCUAGCCUCCUCGCUAGAGGGUGUGAGAGCCGCCAGAGAAUUAGACACACUCCGGACGCGGCCAAAAAGCAACCUAGAGGAGGUGUAGUGUGGUGCCAAGGGGUGGGAGGGAGGGAGGGAGGGCGAACGAAGAGAAGGAGGAGGGGAGGCAUAAUAAAAAAAAAAAGAGAAAAAGAAAGGAGAGAGAGAGAGAGAGAAACAACACCCAACAAGAGAAGGGGGGGAAGGAAAGAAGCCCACCCACCCCCCCUCAAAAAAAAAAAUCCGGUGGCGCGCCGCCUGGUUCCCGGGAAGACUCGACAGCACCAGGGGGUGGGGGAGUGAGAGCUGAAAGCGGCUGGAGAGUAAGCAGCCCUAGCAGGGAUGGACAUGAUGCUGUUGGUGCAGGGUGCUUGUUGCUCGAACCAGUGGCUGGCGGCGGUGCUCCUCAGCCUGUGCUGCCUGCUACCCUCCUGCCUCCCGGCUGGACAGAGUGUGGACUUCCCCUGGGCGGCGGUGGACAACAUGAUGGUCAGAAAAGGGGACACGGCGGUACUUAGGUGUUAUUUGGAAGAUGGAGCUUCAAAGGGUGCCUGGCUGAACCGGUCAAGUAUUAUUUUUGCGGGAGGUGAUAAGUGGUCGGUGGAUCCUCGAGUUUCAAUUUCAACAUUGAAUAAAAGGGACUACAGCCUCCAGAUACAGAAUGUAGAUGUGACAGAUGAUGGCCCCUACACGUGUUCUGUUCAGACUCAACACACUCCAAGAACAAUGCAGGUGCACCUAACUGUGCAAGUUCCUCCGAAGAUAUAUGACAUCUCAAGUGAUAUGACUAUCAAUGAAGGAACCAAUGUCACCCUAACUUGUUUGGCCACUGGAAAACCAGAGCCUUCCAUUUCUUGGCGGCAUAUCUCCCCAUCAGCCAAACCAUUUGAAAAUGGACAAUAUUUGGACAUUUAUGGAAUUACAAGGGACCAGGCUGGAGAAUAUGAAUGCAGUGCAGAAAAUGAUGUGUCAUUCCCAGACGUGAAAAAAGUGAAAAUUGUUGUAAACUUUGCUCCUACAAUUCAGGAAAUUAAAUCUGGCACUGUGGCCCCUGGACGUAGUGGAUUGAUAAGAUGUGAAGGUGCAGGUGUGCCACCUCCGGCCUUUGAAUGGUACAAAGGAGAGAAGAAGCUCUUCAAUGGCCAACAGGGAAUUAUGAUUCAGAAUUUUAGCACAAGAUCCAUUCUCACUGUUACCAAUGUAACACAGGAGCACUUCGGCAACUAUACUUGUGUGGCUGCCAACAAGCUAGGCACAACCAAUGCAAGCCUGUCUCUCAACCCUCCAAGUACAGCCCAGUAUGGAAUUACCGGGAGCGCUGACAUUCUUUUCUCCUGCUGGUACCAUGUGUUGACACUGUCCUCUUUCACCAGCAUAUUCUACCUGAAGAAUGCCAUUCUACAAUAAAUUUAAAGACCCAUAAAAGGCUUUUAAGGAUUCUCUGAAAGUGCUGAUGGCUGGAUCCAAUCUGGUACAGUUUGUUAAAAGCAGCGUGGGAUAUAAUCAGCAGUGCUUACAUGGGGAUGAUCGCCUUCUGUAGAAUUGCUCAUUAUGUAAAUACUUUAAUUCUACUCUUUUUUUUUUUUUUGAUUAGCUACAUUACCUUGUGAAGCAGUACACAUUGUCCUUUUUUUAAGACGUGAAAGCUCUGAAAUUACUUUUAGAGGAUAUUAAUUGUGAUUUCAUGUUUGUAAUCUACAACUUUUGAAAAGCAUUCAGUCAUGGUCUGCUAGGUUGCAGGCUGUAGUUUACAAAAUGAAUAUUGCAGUGAAUAUGUGAUUCUUUAAGGCUGCAAUACAAGCAUUCAUUUCCCUGUUUCAAUACAAGUCAAUUCACAUUUACAAAGAAGCAUUUCUUUUCUUUUUUGAUAAAAAAAAAAAGCAAAUAAUAUUGCCUUCAGACAUUUCUUCAAACUAUAACACCUAUCUAGAUUUUCCUGCUCGCAUGAUAUUCAGGUUUCAGGAAUGAGCCUUGUAAACUAACUGGCUGUGCAGCUCUGCUUCUCUUCCCUGUAAGUUCAGCAUGAGUGUGCCUUCAUGAAAUAGUUUUCUUUUUGUCUCCAAUGACAACAACAACAAGAAAAAUGCUUUGAAAAAUUCCACAUUUUGAAACCAAAAGUAAUUUGCCAUGAUAAAAUUUAAACUAGCUCUGAAGGAUAAAGGAGCUACUAAAUUGUAAAAAAAAAAAAAAAAAAAAAAAAAAAAUCUCCCUUCAUGACCAGUGAGAUUUGAGAAUUUUGUGAAAAGCAAAUUCACACAGCACAGGUAAAUUUACUAAAUGAUUUCUAACUUGUAGCCAAAUGUUAGAUCUGCUUUGGGAUAUAACUCCCUUUGAAAUGAUUGCAUCCAAGAGGUUGACUCACAAGACAGCAUCUUUCCCUUCACUAAUUCAAGCCAAAAUUUCCAAAAUGGUUUGUCAGAAAGAACAUGAAGUAUGAUCACAGGAUAUUGCAUGAGUUUGUAAGCACUCAAAAUUAUUUUGGAUCAGUUGAAGGUGUGUUAUGAUAGACACAGUGGCCCUAUAAAUAAGACCACUUCACAUAUCUUUCCACCAGAAAACAUCACUCAGUCGAUAGUCUGAAAUGGAUGCUAUAUAAUAAAAAUUCCAAACCAUAGUCCAGACUAGUAUGCAGCAGAUCAAUCCCUGAAAUUAACUCUGCAAUAAAACAUUUACUCAUAGCAUUUUAGCUCAAACAACUAAAGUCAAAAGAAAAUUACUAUGGUUUAUUUCUUCUACCAUAGUAUGUGUAAGAGGCAAUUCAAUGAAGACAAAACACCAGUCAUGAGAAUACUUAUUGUCUAUUAAUUAUUAAGCUAUCAUAUAUAUAUGAGUUUAUUUCUAUCAUAAAGAAUGAAAACUACCUUUUAAAUCAAAUUGCUGUUACUCUAACAAUAUUGCAUUAUAGGAAUAGUUUGAUGGUUUUACUUUUUAUUAAGCAAAGUAAAAUCAUAACUUUGAGAGCCAUUUUACAAGUUUGAGAUUACCAACCAAGCUCACUAAAUGUAUAUUUCUUCAAAUAAUUCUCUUUUGGAAGUCACAAUGUUGAUAGUAGUAAAAAAAAUUACUACUAAUAAAGUUAGAUAGAAGAAGCUUUACAGAGAUUAUACCUAACUAAAAUAUUUAGUAUUUUGUCUUAAGAGUUGACUUGAGAAUCCUGAUUUUUUUCAAGCAAAAUUUAAUCCCAAAGUCCAUCAUAAAUCUAUUUUAAUUAGAAAAAAGUGAAUCAUAAACAAGGAAGCAUAGGUACACAGUGUUUCUACAAAAAAAAAUGGCAAUAAUAUGGCAUAAUGCUAUUACUCUCUGUAAUAAUUUACUACAUUUUUGACUGAUAUAUUAAAACGGGUUUUUUAAUGCAUAUAGCAUUUUAAUUCUGCUUAUUAUUGAUUUUUCUAUCCUUUGUGAAUUUGGUGAGCAAACUACAAAUUAUUUUUUGUAUUGCAGCUUUAAAGUGGCACACUCCACAAUAAUCUACUUACUAGAAAUAGUGGUGCUACCGCAAAAGUGUUAACCAUCAGUACCAUUGUUUGGGAGAAAGAAACAGAUCAAGAAUGCAUAUUAUACAGUGGUCGCUUUCCUAGAGUUAAAAAUACCUCCUCUUUGUAAGGUUUGUAGGGUAAAUGUGAGGUAAAUCAAGGUAUAAACUAUGGAUGAACCAAAUAAUUAGUUCAAAGUGUUGUCAUGAUUCCGAAUUUGUGGAGUCUGGUGUUAUUUCCAUAGAAUGUGACAGAAGUACAGUCAUAGCUCAGUAGCUAUAUGUAUUUGCCUUUAUGUUAGAAAAGACUUUCUUGAGUGACAUUUUUAAAUAGAGGAGGUAUUUACUAUGUUUUUCUGUAUCACAGCAGCAUUCCUAGUUCCUAGGCCCCUGGACAGAGUAAAAUCAUGAGUAUUUAUGAGUUCAAUAUUGUUCAAAUAAGGCUACAGUAUUUGCUUUUUUGUGUGAAUGUAUUGCAUAUAAUGUUCAAGUAGAUGAUUUUACAUUUAUGGACAUAUGAAAUGUCUGAUUACUCCAUUUUAUCAGUCCUGACUGUACAAGAUUGUUGCAAUUUCAGAAUAGCAGUUUUAUAAAAUUGAUUUAUCUUUUGAUCUGUAACAAUUUUUCCAGCUAUUCAUUUCAGCACUGUAUUUCUGGAGUCCCACAAAUGGGACUCCUUUUGUUGCCCCUGAAUUUCUUUUUCAAGGAAGAAAGAUAAAGAGCUGUGGAGAUAGGAGAGUAAAAGAGAAAAGACACAAAUGGGAAAAAUAUAAAGAGAUAGAAGGAACAAAAAGGAUGGGUAGAAGAAAGGGACAGAGGAAGAAAGGAAAUAUGGAGUAAAGGGAAGAAACUGUGAUAAAGAGAAGGACGUAAAUGUUAGGGUGGUUGUCUCGACUCAUUUGCAUUCUUCAUUUGACUGCAAGUGUGUAAUUAUGUUUUACAAUGACCCCCCCCCAUUUGAAGUAUAAGUCCUGUUGCUACCAUCAAGUCCCUAUUAUGCAGCAAUUAUGUAACAGAAAUUAUAGCCCAAAUUAUAGCAUUAUAUCUGGGAGUGGGAGGGAUGCAAAAAUAUUUGAGAGGGAUAAUAUCAAACUUAAAGGCACUUUGGGGGGAAAUUAAUCUGAACUAAAAAAUUAAAACUUCAUCACAAAAUUUAAUCUAUACCUAGAAAGUAGACUAGAGAACUGAGAAAAUUACCCAGAUAAUUCAGGGCAAAAAAAAGAUAUAUAUAUAUAUAUAUAUAUAUAUAUAUAUAUAUAUAUAUAUAUAUAUCCCUACAUGUGAACUCAGAAAAUUCUGAGAAACGUAUCAAAGCCAAUCAUCUAUACUGAUCAAAUUUACUGAAUUAUUGUUAACUUAUCCAUUGUGCUUAGCUUUGUGACACAGCCAAAAGUUAUCUAUUUAAUCUUUUCAAUAAAAAUUGUUUUUUGAAAUUCAGAAAUGGUUUUAAAAGGUCAGGUUUUUAACUAUUUAUUGAAGUAUGUGGAUGUACAGUAUUUCAAUAGAUAUGAAUAUGAAUAAAUGGUAUGCCUUAAGAUCCUUUGAAUAUGUAUUUACUUUAAAGACUGGAAAAAGCUCUCCUGUCUUUUAUUAAAACAUCCAUAUUUCACAA
Erinaceus europaeus (western European hedgehog) is the source of this 5369-nucleotide messenger RNA. RefSeq names its product neuronal growth regulator 1 (gene NEGR1). The transcript is spliced from 7 exons. Gene Ontology annotation, cellular component: neuron projection. Bases 628 to 1692 code for a protein of 354 amino acids. The record is from RefSeq and is a predicted model, not a curated record. Lineage: Eukaryota; Metazoa; Chordata; Mammalia; Eulipotyphla; Erinaceidae.